UCGCUUCAGACUUUGUGUGCAGAAAUAAGGCCGCGCGUAACGACGGACACACACCGCUUGCAUGUAAGCAACAGAUGGCGGCUAAUAAUACCGCCGCGCUGCGCCUUUAAGGGGCCGACUGAGGAGGAAACUUAAUAUCCCCGAAUGUCCAGUCUCCAUCAUUUAUCAGUGAGAACAGCCGAGCUCUGAACCUCUUUCUGCCUUGCUCUGUUUUUGUCUUGUCCCACAUAAACCGGAUUAAAUUACGCAUCGCACCUCUAAGAAGCGGUCACCGGAUUAGAGCCACGCGCAGCGAGCCACGUCGCCCCCCCGGACGGGUUUUACGCGCGGUCCGUUUCCAGAGUAGAGGGUCUCCUUCGACAACGUUUCCCCCCCCCCCCUCCUCCCGCCCCAAAACCCUCCGUCUCUCUCUCUCCUUCUGCACCGACCGGGGAGCCCUCCACGCCGCCAGACAUGGCCGAGAUCGGGAAAGGGGGCACGGCCGGGAAACUGGCGAUCAGCGUCCAGAAGAGGCUGACCAGAGCGCAGGAGAAGGUCAUGCAGAAGCUCGGCAAAGCAGACGAGACCCGAGACACCGCCUUCGAGGAAAUGGUGGCCAACUUCAACAAGCAGAUGACAGAAGGCAGCAAGCUGCAGAAGGACCUGAAGGCCUACCUGAUGGCAGUCAAGACCAUGCACGACGCGUCCCGCCGGCUGCAGGACUGCCUCGCCGACAUGUACGAGCCCGACUGGUUCGGCAAAGAGGAGAUGGACGCCAUGAAGGAGGACACAGACACCCUGUGGUUGGACUACCACCAGAACAUCACGGAUAAAUCUUUGACCUCCCUGGACUCGUACCUGGCACAGUUCCCCGAUAUUAAGGCUCGCAUUGCCAAGCGCGACAGGAAGAUGGUGGACUUUGACAGCGCGCGGCAUCACUUCAGCUCCUUACAGAAAGGGAAGAAGAAGGAUGAGGCCAAGAUCGCCAAGCAAGCAGCUCUGUUGGAGAUGGCGGCUCCCAGCUGGGCUCAGGGUUUGAUAUCAGCCCACCAGGUGGCUCAGACUAACCUCUCCUUCAACCAGGCAGAGGAAGAGCUGGGCCGAGCUCAGAAGAUUUUCGAGGAGCUGAACGUGGAGUUACAAGACGAGCUUCCAUCACUGUGGGACAAUCGUGUUGGCGUCUAUGUUAACACAUUCCAAGGCUUGGCAGGUCAUCAGGAGAAGUUCCACGGGGAAAUGAGCAAGCUCAGCCAGAACCUGAACGACAUCAUGACCAAACUUGAGGAGCAGCGGGAGCUGAAAAAAGAUGCUCCUGCAGCAGCAAAGACAGGCGAAGGAUCCAAGAGUGAGGGAAUCAACCACAGUGACUCAGCCAGCUCAGCACCAAAGAGGCCCGGUCCUCCUCCCAGCCGGCCCAAGGCCCGCGCCAUGCCGUCCCCGGACCCGGAGGAGGACGCGGUGCCCGCCGCAGACUCCGCGGUCGCCGCGGCAACCAGCCCCACGACGACGACGCAGCAGGCGCCAUCAUGGGACUCGUGGCGAGAACAGGGCGCCGCAGAGGCCCAGCAUGAAGGCGAGCCACACCUAGAGGAGGACCCCCACGAGGGGGCCGAGAGCGGGGGCCGUAGCGCCCCGUCCUACAGCCAGCCGGGCUGGGGGGAGGACGGCGCCCAGGUGGGAGGUGACUGGGGGGACGCUGGAGAGGUGCAGAGUGCGGUGACCAACGGCUCAGGUGGAGAUCUGCCUCCAGGAUUCCUCUACAAGGUGAAAGCGGUCCACGAGUACGCUGCCACCGACGGAGACGAGCUGGAGCUGAAGAUCGGAGACGACGUGCUGGUUCUGGCCUUCGACAACCCGGAUGAGCAGGAUGACGGCUGGCUGCUCGGCGUGCAGGAGGCCCACUGGGUGCAGAACAAAGACACUUCAGCCAAAGGCGUCUUCCCCGAGAACUUCACUCAGAAGGUGUAACCCCCCCAUGCCCCCCCUCCCCCCUCCCCCCCCACACCCCCUGCGGCGCCGCUGACUCCUCCAGUAGAAAGGGGGGCGCGUCUCAUCUUGGUGUCAUCACACAGACCCCACUGAAGCUCCUCCAGGGGGGCGAACGUUGGUUCUAAUCCCACACCCGUCCUUUUGGUUUCGUAUUGCUGGUGAUGUCUUUGUUGCGUGAAGCUUUGCGUCGAGAGUCGGACCGGAGCAGAGACACUCGCUUUUAUCUGGUUUUCUGAGUCCUCUUUUCAUCGCUGAAUGCUGUUCCACUCUAUUCAGACAUUGAACGCAUCACCGCUGUGCACACACACCUUUAACUGUAGGAUGCAAAAGGGACUCCAUUUAAAGUUCACUCACCAGCUGAACCCAUGCAAACUGUGUUUUUAUAUUGUGUGGAGUUGCUAACAAGGUGAAGGCUGAUGCUAACCUGUUGGUCGGUGUCAUUAAAGAUGAACGAUGAACUACA
Pungitius pungitius (ninespine stickleback) is the source of this 2431-nucleotide messenger RNA. It is a transcript of the gene bin1b, whose product is annotated as bridging integrator 1b. Lineage: Eukaryota; Metazoa; Chordata; Actinopteri; Perciformes; Gasterosteidae. The transcript has 18 exons. Gene Ontology annotation, cellular component: cytoplasm; plasma membrane; synaptic vesicle. Bases 454 to 1947 code for a protein of 497 amino acids. Gene Ontology annotation, molecular function: tau protein binding; phospholipid binding. The record is from RefSeq and is a predicted model, not a curated record.